Closterium sp. Naga37s-1 is the source of this 822-nucleotide messenger RNA. Lineage: Eukaryota; Viridiplantae; Streptophyta; Zygnematophyceae; Desmidiales; Closteriaceae. The record is from the annotation of a GenBank genome assembly.
AUGCCAAAGAGGGCGUUUCACUCUGCUGCUCACGACUACCUUGGUGCUGAGGAGGUCGGGGCUGCUUCCGCUCCUAGUGGGAAGCGUCGCAGCGGCAGGGGCGGCAAGGGUGGUAGGGGAGGUGGGGGUGGCGGUGGAGGUGGCGGUGGAGGUGGCGGUGGGGGAGGUGGAGGUGGUGGAGGCGGUCGUGGGGGUGGAGGUGGUGGAGGUGGUGGUGGGGGCAGCGGAGGCACUGGGAGCGGUGGAGGUGGUGGUGGGGGCAGCGGAGGCACUGGGAGCGGUGGAGGUGGCAGCAGCGGCGGUGGGGGAGGAGGGAGCGGUGGUGGCAGUGGUGGUCAGGGCCAGCAGCAGUCGCAGCAGCAGCAGCAGCAGCAGCAGCAGCAGCAGCAGCAGCGUCAGCGCCAGACCCCCACUUCCCAGCAGCUUCUUGACUGUAGUCCUUCCACUGUCCCGCACACAGCAGCCAGUCCCCCACCCCCCCCGGUUCCUGCCACAUCCCCCCCACAGCAGCAGCCGCGGGAGGGGAGAGGCAGGGUAGAGGGUGGUGCUGCAUUGGCUCACGGCGGACACCAUAUCCGCACCAUCUCCCCCCCAACAGUCGCAGUUGCAGAGGGGAAGGCGACGAGAGAGGUUGGGGCGGCGGAUAGCAGGUGGGGCGGCGGGGAAGAGGAGGUGCGGCGGAGUGCUGCUGGUGCUGUUACUGGCGGUUGCGGGUGUCGCUGGCGUUGUCGUUGCUGGCGUCCCCGCCACGCCCUUACCCCGUCCCUCUCCUCCCCCACAGCGACUGUCGCUGCACACGGGAACAACCGCGAAAGCGGGUGA